Molecule: messenger RNA, 6572 nt
Organism: Labrus bergylta (ballan wrasse)
Lineage: Eukaryota; Metazoa; Chordata; Actinopteri; Labriformes; Labridae
Source: RefSeq, a predicted model, not a curated record
AUGGCGUCUUAUGUGGAUAACAGCUUUCGGCAGGCUGUGAUGAUGAACCCGGCUGAAAGGACGCAACAGGACUUGGAGAUCGUCUACUCGUACCUCCACGGGAUGGAGGCCUUGUCCAACCUGCGAGAGCACCAGCUCAGGAUAAUGUGCGAGUCGGUGCGCUACGAGAGACACGAGGCCAAUGAAGUGCUGUACUAUCCUGACGACGUUGGAAGCUGCUGGUACAUCCUGCUGUCCGGCUCGGUCUUCAUUAAGGAGUCCAUGUUCCUGCCCAGAAGCAGUUUUGGGAAGCGAUCAGCCGGCAGCCUUCGACGCGGAUGUGAGUGCAUCGUCCUGGAACCGUCAGAGAUGAUUGUGGUGGACUAUAUGGAUGAAAAUGAGGAGUACUUUCAGCGGCAAGCCUCGCACAGACAGUCCCGCCGGCGCUUUAGGAAGAUCAACCAGAAAGGGGAGCGACAGACGAUCAUCGACACCGUGGAUCCGUACCCGACCGGAAAGCCGCCCAUAGCCCGGGGAUACCACACGGAAUGCAAUAAACCUCAGCUCCCCGCAGACUUCAGCAGACUUCACCUGGCCGACGGCUUGCACCCACAGGUGACCCACGUCUCCUCCAGCCACUCAGGAUGUAGUAUCACCAGCGACUCUGGAAGCAGCAGCCUGUCAGACAUUUACCAGGCCACAGAAAACGAACCAGGCGACAUGGACCUGAGUGGCCUGCCAGAGACGGCCGUCGACUCGGAGGAGGACGACGAUGAGGAGGACAUCGAGCGAGCGUCGGAUCCCCUCAUGAGCCGGGACAUCGUGCGGGACUGUCUGGAGAAAGACCCCAUGGACCGAACAGACGAUGACAUAGAGCAAUUACUGGAGUUCAUGCAUCAGCUGCCAGCAUUCGCCAACAUGACCAUGUCAGUGAGGAGGGAACUCUGCGCCGUCAUGGUCUUCGCCGUGGUGGAACGGGCCGGCACCAUCGUCCUCAACGAUGGAGAGGAGCUGGACUCGUGGUCGGUGAUCCUGAACGGCUCGGUGGAGGUGACGUACCCCGACAGCCGGACGGAGAUCCUGUGCAUGGGGAACAGUUUUGGGGUGUCACCCACCAUGGAGAAGGAAUACAUGAAGGGCGUCAUGAAGACCAAGGUGGACGACUGCCAGUUUGUGUGUAUAGCUCAGCAGGACUACUGCUGCAUCCUCAACCAGGUGGAGAAGAACAUGCAGAAGGUGGAGGAGGAAGGAGAGAUCGUGAUGGUGAAGGAGCACCGCGAGCUGGACCGCACGGGCACCAGGAAAGGACACAUCGUCAUCAAGGGCACAUCGGAGCGUCUCACCAUGCACCUUGUGGAGGAGCACUCGGUGGUGGAUCCCACCUACAUCGAGGACUUCCUGUUGACCUACAGGACCUUCCUCUCCAGCCCCAUGGUCGUGGGCAAGAAGCUCCUGGAGUGGUUCCACGACCCGAGUCUCAGGGACAAAGUAACACGGGUAGUCUUGCUGUGGGUAAACAAUCACUUCAACGACUUUGAGGGUGACACCGCCAUGACUCACUUCCUGGAGGAGUUUGAAAACAAUCUGGAGAAAGAAAAAAUGUGCGGGCACCUCAGACUGUUAAACAUAGCGUGCGCUGCUAAAGCUAAGCCUCGGUUGGUGACGCUGACUAAGCCUGGCAGGGACUCCCCGCUGGCCUUCAAUCUCCUGGGGGGACAGGAGAAAGGUUUCCGCAUCUUCAUCGAAGCCGUGGAGCCCGGGAGCAAGGCAGCAGAAGUCGGCCUUAAGCGUGGAGAUCAGAUCUUGGAGGUCAAUGGACAAAACUUUGAAAACGUCCAGCUCAACAAAGCCAACGAGAUUCUGAAGAACAACACCCAUCUGUCCAUAACUGUAAAAACGAACCUCUUAGUAUUUAAAGAGCUGCUAACCAGGCCAGAACAUGACCACGACCUGGACGGCGAGGAGGAACACGACCGAAAGAACGGAGCGCCCCACCUGCCGAAGAUCGGAGACAUCAAGAAGGCGAGCCGGUACUCCAUCCCCGACCUGGCGGUGGACGUGGAGCAGGUGAUGGGCCUGGAGAAGGUCAGCAAGAAGGCCAAGACCAACACGGUGGGAGGACGCAACAAGCUGAAGAAGAUCUUCGACAAGACGCUCACCAGCAUCCUGCCUCCUAAACCGUACAACGACGUUUGCGUGGGCCAAUCACAGGACGACAGCAUCGUGGGCAUGAAGCAGUCCAAACAGAUCCCUCCACCUCUGCCCGUCAGCGGGAACCUGUCGUCGUCGAACCCCGACCUCCUGCAGUCCCACCACCGCAUCCUGGACUUCAACAACCAGCCUGACAUGUCGGACCAGGUGUUGCGAGUCUUCAAGGCCGACCAGCAGUCUCGAUACAUCAUGAUCGGGAAGGACACCACGGCUAAGGAGGUGGUGGCUCAGGCCAUCAGGGAGUUCGCCCUGACUGCAGCGGCGGACGCGUACUCGCUGUGCGAAGUGUCCGUCACACCCGAGGGCGUCAUCAAGCAGAGGCGGUUACCCGAUCAGCUGUCCAAACUCGCAGACAGGAUUCAGCUGAGUGGAAGAUACUACCUGAAGAGCAACAUGGAGACGGAGACGUUGUGUUCGGACGACGACGCUCAGGAUCUCCUGCGAGAGGCGCAGAUCUCUCUGCUGCAGCUGAGCACGGUGGAGGUCGCCACCCAGCUCUCCAUGCGGGCCUUCGAACUCUUCUGCGCCAUCGAGCCCACCGAGUACAUCGACGACCUCUACAAGCUGCGCUCCAAGACGGGCUCGGCCAGCCUGAAGCGCUUUGAGGAGGCCAUCAAUCACGAGACCUUCUGGGUGGCGUCGGAGGUGACGCGGGAGCCCAACCAGCUGAAGAGGAUGAAGACCGUCAAGCACUUCAUCAAGAUCGCCCUGCACUGCCGGGAGUGCAAGAACUUCAACUCCAUGUUCGCCAUCAUCAGCGGUCUGAACCUGGCUCCGGUCUCCAGACUCCGGGGGACCUGGGAGAAGCUUCCCAGCAAAUACGAGAAGUUGUUCUCAGACCUGCAGGACCUCUUCGACCCCUCGAGAAAUAUGGCCAAGUACAGGAAUGUCCUCAACAAUCAGAACCUCCAGCCUCCAAUCAUCCCCCUGUUCCCCGUCAUCAAGAAGGACCUCACCUUCCUGCAUGAAGGCAAUGACUCCAAAGUGGACGGCCUGGUGAACUUCGAGAAGCUAAGGAUGAUCGCCAAAGAAAUCCGCCAUGUUGGCCGCAUGGCCUCCGUCAACAUGGACCCGGCUCUCAUGUUCAGGACGAGGAAGAAGAAAUGGAGAAGUUUAGGGUCCCUGAGUCAGGGCAGUGCCAACGCGGCAGUGCUCGACGUCAACCAGACGGGCGGGCACAAGAAGCGGGUGCGACGCAGCUCCUUCCUGAACGCCAAAAAGCUCUACGAGGACGCCCAGAUGGCCAGGAAGGUCAAACAGUAUCUGUCCAACCUCAGCCUGGAGACCAACGAGGAGAGUCUGCAGACGCUGUCGAUGCAGUGUGAGCCCUCCAUCAGCACAUUGCCCAAGAAUGCCGGUGGGAAACGACCAGACACCUCGCCGGUCGUGUCCAGAGCUGCCAGCCAGCAGAGGGGCAUAGCCAAAGGAAGCCAGGCCCUCCAGGUCCCUGCAGUCGCCCUUUACCCAUCCCGAAAGAAAGUGCCAGUCAAGGAUCUGCCGCCUUUCGGCACCAGCUCGCCACAGUCUCUGAAGAAGAUCCUCUCUCUGUCGGAGGAGGGGAACGAGAGGCACCGCAGGCAGCCAGAGGACACCGUGUCCAACGCCUCCUCCCAGCUCUCCUCCCCUCCCACCUCCCCACAGAGCUCACCCAAGAAGGGUUACAACAGGAUGGGAGACGCGUACUCAGACUCCGGUCACAGUGAGAUCUCCUCUCGCUCCAGCCUCGUCAGUAACUCCUCUUUCGACAUGGCCCAGGAGGAGCGGAGACUCCGUCACUCCGGAGGAGUCGGGGAGUCGCACAUCGUGGGGGCGCGGCUGGAACGAAGAGCCACCACUGACCCCGACCAGUACAGCCUCGGGUCGUAUUCAUCGAUGCAGGACUGUCGAGGGAUCUACACCGGCUGCCCGACGGUGCUCUCCUCACCCAGCUCAGAGGAGCUGACUCAGGAUCAGGGCGAUCGAGUUUCCCUCGACGCCGCAGACAGCGGCCGCGGCUCCUGGACUUCCUGCUCCUCCGGUUCCCAUGACAACAUCCAGACGAUGCAGCAGGGACGCAGCUGGGAGACUCUGGCCUUCGGUGGAGGAGGAGGAGGAGGAGGCGGCGGCGGAGGUGGCAUCGGGGGCCUCCCUCACGGGGGUCCAGAGGCCUUAUUAGGGGGGCCUGCCGCUCUGUGGGCGGCUCAGGCCAGGGGGAGCUGGGCGUCUGCCAGCUCCUCCUCGUCCUCAGCCGCGUACUGGGGGGAGGACUCUGAAGGAGACACGGGCACCAUCAAGAGGAGAGGAGGGAAGGACGUGAACGCAGACCCAGAAACCAGUAGCAUCACCUCCACCGGGUCGGAGGAGGCCAAGCUGCUCGGACGGCCGUCUCCGUCGCCCAUCACCGCUGGGGGUAAAGGACUCCUUUCACGGAAAGAAAGUCGUUACCGCGAGCCCCCCCCGACUCCCCCCGGCUACACCGCCCUGACCAUCUCUGACCUCGCCGAGGGGCAGCACCCGACCACGCCCGUCCCCACGUCGACGACGACCCACACGGGCCGCCGGCCGCCGGACUACACCACGGCCCUGCAGCGCUCGCGCAUGGUCACCCAGUCGCCCGACUCCCACCAGGCCCACCAGGCGGCCAAACAGCGCGGGGGCGGCCUCCAUCGCACGCGCUCACCGGCCGACGACGAAGAUGCUGAGGAGGAAGAGGAGGAGGACGAACAGGUGUCAGCGGUCUGAGGGUCGGCGGGGGGACGACGACGACGACGACGACGUCCUUUUUUUUGCAGUAACUUGAAGUCCUUCGGUUUUUUUGGGGGGCGGGCAGGAUCAAAGAGACAAGACGGACCAAUGUGGACUCAUCAUCAGUUACAUACGUGCCUGCCUCCUCCACUCGGCUCUCCCUCCUGAUUGGUGGGACUCCUCUGCUCGUCUCCCUCCCCUGCCUUAAAGCAUCAUAAGGGGGUUGAAAGACCCUGCAUGCAAAAAAAAAAAAAAUACUGUGAAGAAGAGAUGGAGAGAAGGUCAAAGACGAUGGGAAAAAAAAAAACCGCCUGGCACUUUGGAUAAAAAGACAGAAACCUAAGUGGUGCCGGGAGGGGGGGGGGGGGGGGUCGAGCCGCCUCAUGCUCAUAAAACCACAUCGCUGUUAGGAGCGGUUUCUUUAACCUCCGACCUCCAUCCAGUGACAACAACCCCCCCCCCCCCUCGUGUUAACACAACAGCAUCCUGACGUGUUGACCUUCAUCUGCACUUUUUCAUUUUCUACUUUCUAAAACAGAUUAAAAAAAAACAGACGUUUGUUUUGAAGAUGGAGGGAGAAAAAAACGGUCGACUUUGACUCUAAAUGUUCCCCACUCCUUUUUUUGUUUGUUUGUUUUUGUUUAUUCUUUGACUGAUUGCACUCUGGGGGCCGAGAAAACGAGAGUCAGCCCCAAGUCAGCCCAUUUCCUCUGCCUGGACUGAAACAACCCCCGCCUGUUGGCUUUGAGUGUUUGAACUCUUCAGUAUUAUCUCAUGUGUCACAUGUGAAAGAUUAUCAAGUGUUGGUUCAAAUCCAAACUGACACACCUACACACACACACACACACACACACACACACACACACACACACACAGAGUACAUUUUAUGUACAAGAACAUUCAGAAAAAAACACAAUUUAUUUCAAAGAAAAGCACUUUCAGCACAAUCGUAAAUGUGAGCAGACAUUUUGGCCUGGAUCCCAGGGUAUGAUUGAUCCAUAUCUGACUGUCGGUCCACCUCGGAGCUCGUCUGCUUGGAAUCAAGAGUCUAUCCUGUUUGCUUGCUGUUUUUUGUAACUGGGCUUAAAGGGGAUAUCGAUUAAAAAAAGCACACAGGUGAUGGACCACCCACUGAAAACUGAGCAACACAUGCCUGACUCCAUCAUGUUGGUCUCCAGAGAUUCACAAGGUUACUAAAGCUGAAGAAAUCAAGAGGAGCCGGUGCAGGAGAGGAGGUGUAAUCACGGAGGGUCGUCCUUUUUUAUACCUAAAUUUAAAGUCGGUAACAAUUUAAACGAAGGUACAUUGAUGGGAUACUUCUGAGCAUGCUUAUUAGCAACACAACAGGCUUUUUGUUCUCCACUAUGAAGCACUUAAUGCCUUUUUAACUCCUGACGCUAUGUGAUAGCCACUAGGUCAUGAACUGAGACCUUUUCCUUCAGUAACCAGCUAACACACACACACACACACACACACACAGAUACAGAUCUAUACUCACCAGGAUCCUGCUGUGUGUGGCUCUGUGAGUUGCCUUUCAAGGUUUCCAUGAAAGGAUACAAAUCAGAUCUGGAUCAUGAACUUCCUAUUUAGUAUGAAUUAGCAUCAAAGAGGUGGAUAUUAAAGGAGCAGUCUGAAGCUGUUUUCACACAUGCACUCAU